Penaeus chinensis is the source of this 2606-nucleotide messenger RNA. Its product is annotated as serine proteinase stubble-like. The transcript has 6 exons. Gene Ontology annotation, molecular function: serine-type endopeptidase activity. NCBI's taxonomy places the organism in Eukaryota, Metazoa, Arthropoda, Malacostraca, Decapoda, Penaeidae. The coding region runs from base 65 to 2398 and encodes 777 amino acids. The record is from RefSeq and is a predicted model, not a curated record. Gene Ontology annotation, biological process: proteolysis.
CCGCUGAGAGCAGCCACACCUUCCGCAGAUCCAGCCAUUAUAUGUUUUUAUUUAUUUCUUCACAAUGAAGUUCAAAGGUUUGGUAAGUUUAUUGCUGACGGUGGCGUUGGCCAUCAGCGUCCGGGCUGAUGAAUGGUCGUGGGGUUCGGACGCCUCACAGGAGCCUCAGGCGACCCCCGCCGACCCCGCGACCACAACUGACGUCCAGGUGGAAGCGGAGUCACGUGAUCUAUCGGGGGAGGCGGCCGAGGGCGUCCACGAAGGACGAGAAGGCCGCUUCUUGGGCCUCGGGAAGAAGCUGUGCGUCCUCGGCAUCGGUCCUGGCUGCGACAAGAAGACUUACCCUCCGGCGGUAGAGUCUCACUACGGGCGUCCCUCCGUCCCCCAAGUCACGUCCAGCUACGCCACCCUCAACCAUCAGGCCGCCCACGCCCAGUCCACCGUCGCUAACGGCAUCUCCGCCCCAAUCAAGGGCUCAUACCCUGCCCCUAAGCCUUUCUUCGCUCCCCCGAAGCCCCUGAACCCAUCUUACUCAGCUCCCAAGCCCUCCUAUGGUGCCCCAACCCCUGACUAUGCUGCCCCCAAACCAGCCUACGUGGCCCCAGUACCAUCCUAUGCUGCCCCCAAACCAGCCUACGUGGCCCCAGUACCAUCGUAUGCUGCUCCCAAACCAGCCUACGUGGCCCCAGUACCAUCCUAUGCUGCCCCUAAACCAGCCUACGUGGCCCCAGUUCCAACCUAUGCCGCCCCUAAGCCGGCAUAUGCUACCCCUGUGCCCACCUAUGGUAUUCCUGUACCAACAUAUGCCGCCCCUAAGCCAAAUCCGACUUAUGCUAUCCCUGUGCCAACCUAUUCUGCCCCUAAGCCCACCUAUGCUGCCCCUAAGCCAACAUAUGCUGCCCCUGUGCCCACUUAUGCAGCCCCUAAACCAGCAUACACCUCUCACAACCACGCUCACCUCACGCCCACAUCGGUGGUGCAGCACAUCCACACCCACACCCACCUCCAUCAGCUGCCCUCCUCCCCCGCCCACGGUGCCUCUCCCUCCCUCGCGCCCCUCCCGCCCCACUCUGCCAUCCCCACAACCGCCGCUCAUGCGUCCCAAGGCGCCCUCCUCCCUCACCUCCACCUCCCACAACCCACCAUCGAGGCCAACUCUCCCGCCCACCGUGAACACUGUCUCUGCGUCCCCACCGCCUCUUGCUACGCCCACGAUAUCGUGUCCCACCCACUCUCAGACUUCAGUGACCUCAUCGACGCCCGUUCUCGCCACACCGACAUCCUCUCCAACGCCACCCACGACCUCGUCUCCACCUCCGUCUCUGAGGACGAACUCGUCACCAUCUCUCCUGACGAGGACGACGUAACUACGACUCUCCCACUUGAAGACGACUACACCUACACUGACGAUGCCCUCGACAUUAACUCCACCCGCGUCAGGAGGGAUCUACUCACGCCUUCUCACCAUCACGACGCCAACGUCACCGACGUCCCUCAGGAGCGUCACAGCUUCGGCUACUUCCCAAGCAGCAGCACCUGCGGGGUCGACCAAGUGUGCUGUCGCAACCCCAUCGCGCCUCAGUCCCGCCAUGUGGCCACAUGCGGACGCAGCCAAGCGCAAGGCGUCCUCGGCCGCGUCAAGAACCCUUCGUUUGUGGAGGGCGACACAGAGUUCGGGGAACACCCGUGGCAGGCGGCCAUCCUCAGGCAGGACAACGGCGAGGUCAAGUACGUGUGCGGCGCCACGCUCAUCGACGACCGCCACCUGCUCACCGCCGCCCACUGCGUCAGUAAACUGCAGCUGACGGAAUUGACAGUUCGUCUUGGUGAGUGGGACGUCCGCGCAGACACCGAGUUCUACAGCCACAUCGACCUCAGGCCCGCCACUCUCCUUGUCCACCCGCAGUAUUACGCCGGAAACCUGGUCAACGACAUCGCCAUCCUCACCCUCGAGCACCACAUCGACUUCUCGGCCAACCCCCACAUCUCGCCCGUGUGUCUCCCGGACGCCCACAGCACCUUCGUGGGACAAAGGUGUCAGUCCACCGGUUGGGGUAAGGACGCCUUUGGAGGCGACGGCAAGUUCCAGAGCAUCCUGAAAGAGGUGGAGCUUCCAGUCCUGUCCCACCACCAGUGCCAGACGGCCCUCAAACACACGCGUUUGGGAGCCACCUUUAGUCUCCAUCAAGGAAAUCUUUGCGCAGGAGGCGAGGCAGGUCGCGACACUUGCAAGGGCGACGGCGGAGGACCCCUGGUGUGCCGCGGCAACGACGGCGCCUUCCGCUUGGCCGGUCUGGUGUCAUGGGGCGUCGGGUGCGGGCAGGUGGGCGUCCCGGGCGUGUACGUGAACGUGGCUCAUUACCUGGACUGGAUCGAGUCCGCUGUCCGCUCCUUAUAGUUCCAGUCAUCCUCUCCAACUCAUAACCGCUCAAACCACGUCAUCAAGGCUUGAAUGACGUCAUCGUUAUAAUAACGUCAUACUCGUCUCUACGCGACGAAUCAAGUGACGUCAUCAGUGUGCUAGGGUCAGACUGCUGGUCUUCAGUCUGUCUCGUUACAAUGUGAAUGUUUUUUUUUUGUAAUAAUAAAUUAUUAAGUAUAAAUUA